GUUACCAUAUUGUGGGGCUAUAGUGUGAACAGUUUUAAGAAAUCGCAAUAUCUUUGUUAUAAUUCUAGAUCAACCUAUCCUCCCUUCCUUUGCUGGAAUGUUUGUCCUCUGCUGGUUGCAGCCUGGUGCUGAUAUUCAUGUCGUUCCCAACAUUUCUUGUGUUAUGUAAUUGCGCAGGUGGUAAACUGUGCUUGUAAAAAAAAAAAGACGUCUCAUCUUCAGUGUUGAUUUGAUUACAGGAUGGAGGAGCAGAGUUCUAAGAAUGUGAUGGCCACCGAGAUGCUGAACCUGAAAGUAAACCUUGAAAGCACUUGUCAGCAGCUAAAAGCUAGCCAGAAUAAGGAACGGAUACUAAGAGCAGAGGUGACAAGGCUUCAAUCUGGGCUCGAGGCGUCACACUCCCAUUGUAUGCAGCUCAAAGACUAUCUCAGAAGGACAGAGAAGGAGCUCCACGGGCUAAAGGCUGUUGAAGAGGACAAGAACAAUGACAUUAUCAAGCUGAGGGAUACAGUGCUGCAGCUGGAGGAGUCACACAGGCUGCAGACUGAAGGACUGCAGGCUGAACUCACAAACCUGAAAGCAGAACUUGAGCAGAGAGAGUUUGCUUUACAGACGGCAGUGGAGAGAGCUUCCUCUCACGAAAACGAACUGAAGCAAAGCAAAGGAAAACCAAUCGACUAUCAGGUGGCCAAAAUUCAGCUUGAGGCUCUUAAUUUGGAAAACAAGCAUUUGAAAGAACUGAUUGCAACAAUGGAGGCAAAAACAGAUAUGCAGACCUUGGGUAACUCUCUGAAUGAACUCUGGGGCGAUAUUCCUGCCAGCAGUUACGCAGAGAAGAAAAACAAGACACUACAGAAAGACCAGGCGCUGCUGCAAGCAGAACCGGACACACCUUCACGAGCCACCCAGGGGAAACACGGUGUGGAGCAGGGAGCCGUAGAGAGGAGGGAACAAGAGGACCGUGAAGACACAGGACCCCAACAGGAGAAUGAAAAUGAAAGGAAGAUUGCAACAUCUUUGAAAUCAAAAUUAAAUCAGGAGAGCAUACCGAGGAAGAAUGAAGGAGAGAUUGGGAACAUGCUGCCCUGGAGUGCCAGUCCACUUGAUUCCAAUUCCACACACUCACAGUCCUGUAGGCCCACAGAUAGACCCAGCAGAGACUUGGCCAUGAAAGAGUCAACACUUUGUGAGAGGCUGGUUCUACCUGGGGUGGUGCCCCAUCUCCAUGGCAACAGCUUAAUUGAUGAAGAGUUGCCUGAUGUGUACAUGUUAGGAAAUUCACUGGGCUCAUUAGAAAGUGAGGAGGAAUUCAUGUUGCUGUCUCCAUGUCGGAGCUCAACUGCAGCUGAAUGGUUCCUCCAGGAAGAAGAGAAGCAGUCGAAAGAACUUGAACGGCUGUUUGAUAUCUAUGUUGAUAAACUGAACUGCGACACACAGCAAGCCCUGCAGAAGUAUGCUGCGCCUAAACUGAGCUGACAGCCUGAACGCUGCAGCAACACCUUUAACAAACAGCUCUCCCUGGAGAGACCCCAGCACUGGAUUUUACUGCACACCUCAGAGCCUCUUAGAAGCACCAUAGGAAGCCAUGACACCUUUUUAUACUCUAAAACAUGUGCAGUGUGAACAUGUAAUGCAGUAUGCAUUUUCCAGAUUUCUUAUGUUCCAGUAAUUAAAUCCCAUUACUAGCUUUCUAUUUGUAAUUGUACACGAAAUUAUAUAUAUAUAAAAUCAGAUUUGAUGGUUAACCAUUGCAAGAACCUCCAAUGCAGUAUUCAUCCACCUUGUGGCACUAUGUACAAUCACAUUGGGUGCAAUUUCAGCCAGAAUGUUUUUUUCUUUUA
Polyodon spathula (Mississippi paddlefish) is the source of this 1841-nucleotide messenger RNA. RefSeq names its product centrosomal protein of 63 kDa-like. Lineage: Eukaryota; Metazoa; Chordata; Actinopteri; Acipenseriformes; Polyodontidae. Bases 241 to 1476 code for a protein of 411 amino acids. The transcript is spliced from 7 exons. Gene Ontology annotation, cellular component: centriole. Gene Ontology annotation, biological process: centriole replication; de novo centriole assembly involved in multi-ciliated epithelial cell differentiation. The record is from RefSeq and is a predicted model, not a curated record.